CACAACACUGGGCCGGCGCCUGUUCGUCCCGUGCCCCUGCUCGCUCGCUUGUGUCCGUACAGAACCCCUCCGUGCGCCACUUUCGCUUGUGCGGUGUAGCAGUGUAGCAGCUCCCUCUUCGACGACGCUUUCCCGUGUGCAAGUGUCAGCCGGCAGGCGGUAGGAGGCUGCAAGAAAAAAGGCGUCGUGCCCGGAACAAGCAAAAGGCAGCUAAGCUAGCAUCGACGCGGUGGUGUACUACAACUACUACGGCUCCUUUACAACCACCAAGCACUUCGCCACCGGCCGCGUCUCUUCGCCGCCUGCCCUCGCUCUCGGCGUGCUUCUCCUGCCCAGUGGUUGUCUUGCCUGCAUGUGUGUGCGUGACGCUGUGCCAAGGUAGUUUUUGGAACAACACUCCGACUGCUUCUAUUUUUGCGGUGUUCAACCCCGGCCUUCGGCGCACGUCUCGCGCGCGGCCCCAACUCCUACGCCGACGACACCUCGGAACGAUCCGCGAUGGAGGAUCUGGACGCCCUGCUCGCCGAUCUGCAGCAGACGACGGCGAGUCUGAGCAACGGCUCGUCACCUUUGUAUUCGAGCAUUAACAGGCCGGGAGUUCUUGGGAAAGACCACAACAUGAGCCACACCGUUACGACAGAGCGCUACGACUACAAACCCUCCCCUGACAAAACGUCGCCCAUCUACCAGAACCAGUACAUCGUACGUGAAGUCACAACUACAACUACGAAUCGAACCACGUCACCGUCAUCGCCGCGCAGCCGUGGCCUGUUAGAUGGGGCAGCCAGUCCGCCAACUCCAAGGCGCUCGCCCAUCUCCAACAACCUGUCGGAGCUGGACAACCUCUUGGAAGACCUCAACACAGCCAAGUUCCCACAUGCAAUCACACCUUCGCCUCCAAUGUCAAGAAGUAGAGUCACUGAGGUCACCACCACGCGCGAGGUCUCGCAUGUGCCGAACGGGAGGUCCCUCUCACCAUCAUCGCCAGUGCGGUAUCGGCCACCCUCAUCACCACGUUCUUACGAGAUGGAACCUACAAUGGAGAACCUCCUCGACGACCUUCAAAAUGCCGUUCCACAGCCAAGUCGAGGAGUUCCAAGGACACCACAGAGUCCCAAGGCACAACGUAGCUACGGCACCCCAACUCCAACCGCAUCGUCUGCAACAAAGGAACUUGAUGACUUGAUGGCAUCACUUUCAGAUUUCAAUCUGAACGGGCCACAGGCUCAGUCGCCCAUCCAGUCCCAGCAGCGGCAACAGCUGCACGGCUCACCGACGCCCGUGAGCGACCCGGCGUACGCCAAGCCCCACCGGCUGAACCGGCCCAACCAGCCACCCGGCAACAAGCUGGAUUCCAUGUUGGGAACCCUGCAGUCGGACCUCACAAAACAGGGGGUCACCACGACUGCCAAGGGGCACUGCUCCGCAUGUUCUAAGCCCAUUGUCGGCCAGGUGGUCACUGCCCUGGGUCGCACAUGGCACCCCGAGCACUUUGUGUGCGCUCAUUGCAACCAAGAGCUGGGUACCAAGAAUUUCUUCGAGCGGGACAAUGAGCCGUACUGUGAGACAGACUACCACAACAUCUUCUCCCCUCGAUGCGCCUACUGCAACGGACCCAUCCUGGAUAAAUGUGUGACCGCCCUGGACAAGACAUGGCACCCGGAGCACUUUUUCUGUGCCCACUGUGGAAUGCAGUUUGGCGAGGGAGGCUUCCACGAGAAGGACGGCAAGCCUUACUGCCGUGACGACUACUUCGAGCUGUUCGCACCCAAGUGUGGCGGCUGCAACAGGCCAAUCACUGAGAACUACAUCUCGGCCCUGAAUGGCCAAUGGCAUCCUGACUGCUUUGUCUGCCGUGACUGCAGGCAACCAUUCAAUGGCGGCAGCUUCUAUGACCACGAGGGGCAGCCCUUCUGCGAGACACACUAUCACGCCAAGCGGGGCUCGCUGUGCGCCGGCUGCCACAAGCCCAUCACCGGCCGCUGCAUCACAGCCAUGUUUCGCAAGUACCACCCCGAGCACUUCGUCUGUGCCUUCUGCCUCGGCCAGCUGAACAAGGGCACCUUCAAGGAGCAGAACGACAAGCCCUACUGCCACGCCUGCUUCGAGAAGCUCUUUGGCUGAUGGCGCCUUCCUUAUCCCAAGACCUGUGCGCCGAGGGCACCACUGUUGCUGCUGCUGAACACUAUAGUCAGCAACAACCUAAGAAUACAGUAGCAAGUACACCGUUGUUCAACUCGAAGAGAGUUGAUACGGAUGCGCCAGCCAAUUACGUUCCCUCAUUUUGGCGACAUCACGGCCGAGGCAGACUUCUUUCAACAUCCAUCUGCAGCAGUGGCUCAGUGUCUAUGACGUUGUGCUAGCGCUCGAGCAUGAGGUCGCGGGUUCGAUUCCUGCCCACAGCAGCCGCAUUCUGAUGGGGGCGGAAUGCAAAAGCACUCGCGUAAUUAGAUUUAGGUGCACGUUAAAGAACCCCAGGCGGUUUAAAUUUAUCUGGAGCCCCCAAAACUACAGCGUCUCUCCAGGCUUGUUUGUUGCUUUUGGAUGUUAAACUCUGUAAUUUUAUUUUAUUUGCUUUUUCAGUGUCCGUGGCAUCUCUCGGGAACUAUUUGUUUGAGUUUGGAAGUGCAGAGGGCAGGUUCAGUGCAGUUUUUGUGGGCGGAGCUUGUGCCGAGUUCUUAGGUUGUCGCUGAGUGUACACGUGAAGCUAGUGCAGACUUCUGCUUGGACUGAGCCUAAAAUCCUGUCUACUCGCAUUCCCAGUUUGUUGGGAGUUUUCAUUUUGGAAGGGACGAUGCCAGUUGGAAUUGGCACUGCCGGGCAUACCCGUCUGUAAACUGAUAGCGUGUUUUCUUUGUAUGUCUCGAUGUGUAAAAUCAUGCCAGAAUGAAACACAAACUGGAAGAAACAAAGCAGAAUCCCGUUUACAUGUGUGCAACAUGUGAUUGUGGUGUAACUGAAUGCUAGGUACACACCAGUGUCGCACACACCAGUGUCGCACACACCAGUGUCGCACACACUGGCCAGUGUGAGAAGAGCAAUGUUCCACCUUCUUCUGGUUAGCUUUCUCGUGUUCACUUUUCAGUACGGCGCAAUGGAACCAUAAAUGGCCUGUUGCACUGCACACGUUCCACUACAGUUCCAUGUAGUACUGUAAUAACAACUGUUGUUGGAAUGGUGUGUACAAAACAAUGCAAGCAUGCAAUAGAGAUGAGGGCUACAACUCGGCAACAGUUUUGCAUGUUGUGUUCAGCAGCAGCAGCAGCAGCAGCAACAGUUGCACGACUGCAGAAAGUGGCUGUGUACUUCCAUGCAACUUUUUUCUGCAAAUGUUAAGUUUUUAGCUUGACUUUUCUUCUUCUUUUCUUCUUUUUCGCAGUGAUUGUUCCGUUUCAUCCUGUCAACUAAUUAAUAAGUGAGUGUAUUGUAGCCCUUCUUCCUUUGGGCUAUGUAGGGCUUAUGCUUUGCAACCAACUUGCAACAGAUAGGAAAAAGCCAAGUCAUUAUUGGAAGCUCCUGCCCACAUCUCAUAUUUCAACAGUGUUUUUGUCCAUCUGCAUAAAUAGUGCCACCAGCUUGACUAGUGCUACUAGGUCUAGGACUUCUUUUUGUAACUGCUGACCGACUGUUUUAAUCCAGCUGUGAAUGCAGUUUACAGACUGGAAUAUGCUUUGCGAGGUGUAUUUAUGCAGCCUAACCAAACUAGUGUGACAAAAAAGCACAUGGGAAAAAGCUUGUCGCAAGUUUGCCUACCUAUGGAGAACGGUUGUAUAUGUUGUUGAGAUGAAGCCUUCAGCGUAGGCUUUCUGCAAGACAUUAGACGAUUGCGUUGAAUUGGCUCUGUGCUUGGUGACCUGAAGCUAUAGAUACUUUUCGGAAACAAAUCACAUUUUAGCUAAGCAUUUCUUGACAGGCAUGGAACUCCUUGAUGUUUUUACUGUUGGUGUUUUAAAUGUGGGCAGUUUUCUUAUCACAAUUCUUUAUUCCCCCUUUCAUGUACAUGUACAAUGCAUUACUCAAUUAUUCCCUGGCUCGAAGCUUGUUGUAAAGAGCUUUUCUGUCCUGACCUGUCAUGUUAUUGGUGUUUCUGGUUGCACUUCGUGCAGCCUUCGGCAAUGUUUCGUAUGUCCGUCAUUUAUUUUGCAUCUCUUCUCAUCAUGUUUGGUUAGGAGAACCCCUAAUGCAGGAAUCGCAUGCAAGUCAUACAUUGACACUGUAUGGAUGACAAGCCAGUAUGUAUCUCUCUGCUCUGAGCAAUAUAACUGAGCUUCGAAGUAGAAAUAUACUUUUGAAAAAAUUGCAAUUUACGCCACAGUCAUGCUGCAUUGGCAAACAAAGAACACGCAAGUGACAGGUAACUUGAAUUCACAUGGUGAUUUCUGGUUGCACAUUUCUAGGAUGAAUUUUAACUUUUUAUAACUUUAUAUUGACGAAAAAAAUAAUAAAAAAGAUGAAACUUCUCCACAAGAAAGCUGAAGUUACAGGGACAAGAUAAUUUAACAGCUUUACUCAAACUACAACCCAUUCAAGUCUUUUGGGCCUUUGUCGAGGGUAGAAAUACCACUUUGCUGUUGUUAUUGCCAGCCCCGCCUUUUUGUCACAGUGAGUGAUCAAAAUUAAAUAGCGUUGAAUAAAAAGAAUUGCAUUGCGCUAGCGAAUGUGACAGUGCAAAAGAAAAACCUAUAUGUACUCGACGUUAUCAAAGUUGAUGACAUAGAUUUCCACAUUUUCGUAACUAAUAAUGAGAAACGUUUUUGUGCCUCAUUUAGCAGGUGCAGUAGUACUACCUUGUUAUAGGAACUCUGGAUAUAGUAAAGUUAUGUGCCAGUCUCUGUCGAUUUAUUACGCCUUCAGCUGCAGAUAAGAAAAUUCCUUAUGUUUUUAACAGCCAGGCCCAGUAAACUACAAUGGCCAUCAUGGUGCUGUUUCUAGCCAGAUCUGCCCUCCUGAAGUGACUCCAGGGUUUAAAUCCAGAAUUUGGCGGUACAUACCAAACACUACCCAAUGCCUGGAGUGGUCCUUCUGGUGGACCUCCCUCCAAGAUGACAUCGCUCGAUAAGUUUGCAGUUUGCGACACUUCAAAGUUGCACUGAAUGUGGAGGGAUCUGCUGUCGGCUAGCUUGGUGAUUUAAGGGUUUGGCAUAGAUCGGGGGGCUUUUGUAAAGUAGAGCUCCUGAUACAGUAAACUUUUUUUUUCUGUAUUCUGACCCGUUCACUAUAACAAGUGGUCCUACUGUAUCAUCUAGUGUUGCAAGAUACUGUGCCAACGAAUUCUACACUUCCAUAAAUGUAUACUGCUCAUGUUUCUAUCUCAACGAAAGUGUAGCUGAGUCGGUGUUUCACAUCAAUGACACUGAAAGCUCACGUACUGGUAAAGCUGCAUGACACACUACUCUCGUUUUUGGGUUGUUGGCUGGUACCUGAGAUUUUCUUUUUUUAUUAUUUCUUUUAGUGUAAAGCUUCGUUUUGUAGUUUCUCCUACAGUGAGUGUUUGUGCGCAUCUCUAAAGGUUGUGGUCUGUGUUGGGCACAAGUUACCCCAAUUUCAUGACAAAACACUGUGAAGUGCAUCCUACUGCAUACGUGAUCGUUUUUUGGCAGCCACAUACACAUGGAAGACAUUUUUACACUUGUGCGGCAACUGCAGCAAUCGCAAAGAGUCUUUGUGCACUAGAGACCCGUUUACCGUCGGUCAUUUGAUGUUUUGAUUGUACUGAAGUGCCCUCAUGUAGCAUAUUUCAUUAGCCACGCCAGUGAGAUCACGUAUACAAAUGUCCACACUUCUCUCUAGAGUGUUCGAACAAUGCGCUACAAGCCAAAUAAAGUGUAAUGCUGCACUGCCUGCUGGGUUCAAGGUACCAGGCUCGAGAUAAUGCAACAUGUGCAUCCACAUGGCUGCUCUUUUACUGAAAUUGAGCGUCUGUACCCAAAUAUUGUUUUUCUUGUUCCGCAGCACAGCGCUCAAGCGUUCUAGACAGAUGUGUGGAUGUAUGUACCAAUUACCCAACCCUACGCUUGCUCACUGCCACAUAUUUUUGGCAGUGUGCGCUUAGUAACUUCGCCACUCGCACAUCCGUGUGCGAGAUGUGUACAACUUUCUUGGCAACUGCGCUUUACUCCUGUACUCGGGGUGAUGACACAAUAUUUUAAUCUGGGGUUUCUAUCGGCCUUUUUAUGCACAUUUAUAUAUUGCUGCAAGAUGAUGCUACUAUAAGGAUGUGGGUGGGUUUUUUCGUUCGUAUAAUAGCAACAUGCUUCAAUAAUAUUAUUCACAACGGAGCAUGCUAGGCCUUAUCAGUGCUUUUCUCCAUCAUAAAAGUCAUCCACGAAUAGAAGUUGCUAAGUCAUGUUGAAAUUGUGUUGCAUAUCUGCAUAUUGUGUAUUGAGGGUUGAGCAGUCUGUGUGUGUACAUCUUUGAUGAUGCACAAGAUGGCAUGUGCAAUUUUUAGUGCCGCCAGCGCUGUACACAGUGUUUGUGUUUUGUUUUCUUUUGUCAGAAGCUGCUACCACCUUCACAUUGUGGCUGUAAUAUCAAGGCCUAACAAAGAAUGCCUUUGUUUGUUA
Messenger RNA from Dermacentor silvarum, 6563 nucleotides. Its product is annotated as paxillin. The record is from RefSeq and is a predicted model, not a curated record. NCBI's taxonomy places the organism in Eukaryota, Metazoa, Arthropoda, Arachnida, Ixodida, Ixodidae. The transcript has 9 exons. The coding region runs from base 499 to 2124 and encodes 541 amino acids.